AUGUUUGGUUUUUUCCAGACUGUCCCGCGAACUGAAAAUUUCAACGAAGAAUGGUCGUUUUUUCCAGAAGGUCAGUUUUCAAUUUGCAUUUUGCCACGUAUUAUAUUUACAUAAUGGAUCAAUUCAUUUGACGAAAAAUGAAUUUCGCGACAUUUUUUGUCGCGAAAUUGCAAUUCGUGAAACGACACGAAAUAAACACAAAAAUAAAGGAGAAACAUUAAAGGGACACGUAAUCGCUGCGAGACCCAACACACGAAAAAAGAAUUUCCUCUUUUAUUUUAUUAAUUUCGUGUCGUUUCGCGAAUUGCAAUUUCGCGACAAAAAAAUGUCGCGAAAUUCAUUUUUUCUUCAGAUGAAUUGAUCCAUAACAAAACGAAUGUUUUGUUGGAAAUUGAGAAACGGGAGAAACAGAGCAGAAAAAUAAAUAGAAAUACAUAGAAAAUCGAUAAAUUCCUAGUUAUUGAUGGGAUGUCAGCCUUGUAAGCCUGUACUGACUGAAACAGACGCGCCUAAAGCAAUUUAUCCAAAUCCAUUUUUUGAUCCGGAAUCUGGUGAGUUAUUGAUUUCCGGUUGAUUCGCAGAAAAAUUGUUUAUAUAUUUUGCUCGUCCAUCAGAGAAAUAUUUCAUUAUUUUUUAUUAUUAUAUAAAACUUUGAUAAAAAACUCUGAAAUGUUUUGAUUGGCGUGCCCUCUUUGCCCCUUCCCCUUUUUUCUGAUAAAUGAAAAAAAUCAUAUUUAUUUGACACAUUCUUGUUGUUGUGCCGGUCGAAUCAUGUCUGAGGUUUAUUUUUUUUCAUCAUUUUCAAAAUUUCGUAACGUUUUCAUCAAUAUCGCUUGAAAUUCUAGGGUUUUGUUAAAAUCCGCUCGAAUAGAAGUUCAUUUACUUCAAUUGAUACGAUUUCUGCACCUGCAAGACCGAUUCGCCGAAUGUCGCAAAUGCGCACUCCUUCGAUUGUCUCUUCCGGACGCUUGAGUUUCCAAAAGUUUCCAGGUUUGCAAAAAAAAACGCAUUUCACAGAGUGUAAUUUACUACCCGAAAAAUUUCGCGCAUUUUUUGAGAUCUGACACGAUCUUAGGGGUGGGACUAAAAUCGACAAAAUUCAACGCAAAAACGAGAGAUUUAGAGAAAAAUUAUUUUUGAUCUACCCGAAAAUUAAUGAAAAAUUUGAGGUCUAGCGAUUUGAGGUAGUGAAUUACACCCUGUGCAUUUCACAAUUUGUAUUUUCGCGCGUGUUCACUAGGGCGCACAUGCUUGAUUACUGAAAAUUAGAUAAUUUUUUUCUUUUUCUCGAGUUGCUAAAAAUAUGGUUUGCUCGGCAUCUACAGGUCGCUUGAGUUUCCCAACAUUUGAAGGUAUGCUAAAAUUUAUAUUUCGAAAUGAUUCAUUUUGGCGCGUGUUCAUUAGGGCGCACAUUCUUCAUUUCUUAUUUUUCUUAUUUUUUCUUCGAAAAAAAAAACGGUUUUACCGCAUAGUUGCUUUUAAACAUAAAAACUACCCGAAAGCAAACAUUCACCGCCCUCUCACGACUAUUAAAAGCAUUUUCAUCAUUUUUUAUACAAUUUUCUCGAAAAAUCCUCCUAAAAUAUCAAUCCAAGGCACAAUUCAUUUUCUUGAUUGAUAAGAAUGUCUGCAAUGUUUAGGGUUGUAAACUUAUUUGAAACAAACUGUGCAAAAAGUACAACAUUUUUCUGUCUAUUUGCUUUGCUUUGUGACGUUGGCUCUUUAUUUUCUGCUCUCACAAUAUUUCUAACACUUUUUUCGGAAAUGACUUCUAAAGGUAUUGUCGUUCCGAAAAAAAAAGACCGUUGGAAGAGAACCGAAAUGGCCUAGGAAACCAAAAUACAGUAGACUUCGCAAAAUUUUGGAGUCUUUUUGAAAAAUAAAAUGCGAAAUUUACACGUUGGCUAUUUGCCAACCAGUUUGAUAUGCAUGUGUCACGUCAUUUUUAGUCUACUGUACGUGAGCGCCAAUUUAAACGGGGGUUCUUUUAUUUUCGGAAUGACAAUAAUAAUAAAAUCACGUGAACUCCUCAAAAAAUAAAAAUCAAAUCUCGUUCAUUUCUCAAUGUAUUUUGCUCGCAAAAAAGUGUAUUAUAUAAAUGAUGAUGAUGAAUCGAUAUCAGGUUGGUAUCAAAUUCACAAUAAACGUUUCCGCUUUUUCUCGUCGAAAUAGGCAUGAAUAAAUAAAUAAACUUGCAGUAUAGCGUGUUGUUUCUGCUUUUCCAAAUAGUUAUUUAGAUAGCUUGUUGCUCUUUUUUGAGAAAAAGGGCGAGAAAUCUAAGAAAACAACAACAAAAAAAGAGAGAAAAGUUUGUAUCUUUUCUUCUUUUUGUUAUGUUCUUUUGAUUAAACAUCAACCUAAAUCGAUUCGGGUGUAUCAUAAUCAUAUUAGUCAUUUAUUUAUUGUAUCUUUGUUGUUUUUCACCUAAAACCUCUGGGCUGUACUUACAUAUUUUCCAAUUCAUUUAUUUCAAACAAACUUUUGGGAGAAAUUUUACGAAAAAAAAAAUUCUAUGAAAAAAUCACCCAAAAAUUUAUAAUUUGUUUUUUUCGCGCAAAAAAUAUCCCCCCUUAUAAGGGAAAUCUUUUCGAAUUAUUUUUUACAAGAGAUCUCUUGUAAAAAAAUUCCAAUACCAAUAAAAAAUCGAUCAAUUUGUUUCCCCCUAAUCCAUCGAAAGUAUAUACUCUAACUGUCUGACUCUCUCUCUCUCAAAUUCGCACAGUCUUUUUUUCGAUGACUCAUCACUGGCAGAAAGAAACUGAGCUGGCAAUGUUCGGACAACAAUUUCGCAAUUUUCUGUCUGUUUCUUUCAAUUCUCUCGUUUUCUAUAUAUAAUGUGGUCGUGCCUAACUGAAAUUUUCAUUUUUUUUUAUUUUUCAUUCUUUUUUUUCGAGAAAAAAAAAACACACAUAAUAAAAAUACGUUCUCUUUUGUCGUUUAUUUCCUGACCGCCCGCCGGCCUUUGGUUUUAUUGGAAAUAUCGAUUGAUCUCUCGACCGCUCCGUUUUUUAUCCGCACUUUUGACUUAUUUUUAUCAGUCAGGAAUUUAUAGCAAUUUUUGACAGCUCUUUCGUUUUGUUAGAUAGAUAACAUUUUUAUUUUACAUCACAAGAAAAAUUACUUUGUGUACUUUAAGUCUUUCGAAACCAAAUUAAUGAAUCAUCCUAUUUAUAUUUCCACAUUCCAUUCCAUUCAACAAAAAAAUAAAAUAAAUACACAAAUUUCAUAAUAUUUUCAGCCGACAAGAAAAAACGCUCAAAAAGCAUGUUCAGUUGGUUGGGCGGUGAUUCGGGGAAGAAGAAGAACAAGGAGGUUCUCGAGUCGGUCAGCGAGGGACUUCGCAAAAUCUACAAGCAGAAGCUUUUGCCGCUCGAGGAGUUUCACAAAUUCCACGAGUUUCACAGUCCGGCUCUCGAUGAUCCGGAUUUCGAUGCGAAACCGAUGAUUUUGUUGGUUGGACAAUAUUCGACCGGUAAAACCACUUUCAUCAGAUAUUUACUCGAAUCUGUAAGUUUUUGAAGAACAACGAAACUCUUUCAACUUUCAAUCGAGAUUUUUAAUGAAUUGUUAAUUUUCUAGUAGAUUUGGACCCGCUGAUCACGAUUCCGCUGUCUAAAACUGCAAAGCUCAACUCCUAACAUGAGUUAUGACGUGGCAAAGCUGGAAAAUUUCGAAAAAUUGCGACUUUGCGAGGUCAAAUCUCCUUUUAAAAACGAUGUUCGUCAAAAUCUGAUAGCAUAGCGUUGUUCAGGAGGCAUAACUUUUUCUGCUGACCAACGCUAUCCUAUCAGAUUUUGAUGAAAACCGUUUUUUAAGCGAGAUUUGAUCUCCUAAAGUCAAAUUUUCCAGCUUUGCCACAUCAUACCUCAUGUUAGGAGUUGAACUUUGCAGUUUUAAACAGCGGAAUCGUGAUCAACGGGUCGAAAACUACUAGAAAAUAAGCAAUUCAUUGAAAUUUUCGAUUGCAAGUUGAAACACUUUUUGGAAAGUUACCAAUAAAUCAAUAAAUAUUUCAGGAUUUCCCGGGAAUUCGAAUUGGCCCAGAGCCAACCACCGAUCGUUUCAUCGCUGUUAUGCACGGCGAAGAAGAAGGAAUCAUCCCCGGAAAUGCGCUCGUUGUCGACGCGAAAAAGCAAUUCCGCGCACUUUCCGGCUUCGGAAACGCAUUCCUCAAUCGCUUCCAAUGUUCAUCAGUGAAUAAUCAAGUGUUGGAAAGUGUCACAAUCGUUGACACACCCGGAAUAUUAUCGGGAGAAAAACAACGAAUCGAUAGAGGUUAUGAUUUUACUGGAGUUUUGGAGUGGUUUGCCGAAAGAGUUGAUCGCAUUAUUUUGUUGUUCGAUGCUCACAAAUUGGAUAUUUCGGAUGAAUUCAAAAGAUGUAUUGAGGCUUUGGCUGGAAAUGAGGAUAAAAUUCGAAUUGUUCUCAACAAAUCCGAUAUGGUUGAUCAUCAACAAUUGAUGAGAGUUUAUGGAGCAUUGAUGUGGUCGCUUGGAAAAGUUUUCAAAACUCCCGAAGUUUCACGUGUAUAUUUGGGAUCAUUCUGGGAUCAUCCACUUCAUUAUGAUAUUAAUCGACGAUUGUUCCAAGAUGAGCAACACGAUCUUUUCCAAGAUUUGCAAGCGUUGCCAAGAAAUGCGGCACUUCGAAAAUUGAACGAUUUGAUCAAACGGGCUCGUUUGGCUAAAGUGCACGCGUAUAUUAUUGCGGAACUUCGUAAACAAAUGCCAUCGAUGAUUGGAAAAGAAAAGAAGAAGAAGGAGUUGAUUCAGAAUUUGGACAAAAUCUUUGAGCAACUUCAGCGAGAGCACAAUAUUUCGCCCGGAGAUUUUCCAGAUGUUCAUAAGAUGCGCGAGAAGUUGGCCAAUCAAGAUUUCACCAAAUUCAAUCCGAUCAAACCGAAAUUGUUGGAAGUUGUUGAUGGAAUGUUGGCAACUGAUAUUGGUAAGCGAAAUUUGCCACGUCAUAGCUCGAUGAAAUUCCAAAUAUAUCAUUUUCAGCCCGUCUUAUGGCUCAAAUUCCAAAAGAAGAAGCCGCUGCUCCGCUCAACGGCGAAACUCCAAAAAGCGAAACUGUUCGCGGAGGAGCAUUCUCACAAACCACCGAAGCCGAAACACCAUUCGGAUUUGGAAGAGUAAGUUCAGUUAUCGAUUUUUUUUUAGAAAUCUCGAGAUCCUCUAAUUUUAUUUUAUUUUUCUAGUUUUCUAGUCAUUGGGUCAGUUUUGAUGGUGGUAAUUUGUGUUUUUUGUUGUCUAUUACAGCCUUUGUCUCUUUUUUACCCAAAUCCUGAUUUUUCCGAUUUUCUCAACUUACCUGACAAUUAACCCUAUCCGAAUUGAUUUUUUCAUCAAAAAUUGAUUUGUUUUCAGGGAGAAGGGUUCGAUAAGGGAGCCAAUGAAAGCGAAUGGAUUGUUAACCGCGAAAGAACCACAGCGGAUAGCACUUUUGAUAGUUUGGGACCGGUUAAUGGUUUUUUGAGUGGUGAGUUUUUUGGGACCUCUUGAAAAUUGAAAUUUCAAAAAUUCUGAACAGAACCUUUGGGUAAUUUUUUAAAAGAUUUUAUUUGAGAUUGAAAAAUAAUAAAAAUGUAGGAUUAAAAAUGUAAUGUUUCAAAUUAGUUUAGAUUCUGAUAAAUUGUUUGAAAAUUGGAAGAGGAUUUGAAAAGUUCUCAAAAAUUCUGAACAAUUUUUUGAAAUUAGAUGGAAAAUUUAUCAAUUAGAAAUUUUAAAAUUCGGUGAUUUUUGAAAAAUUUCAUAAAUUUUAUGAUUGAUAAAAAAAUUUAUCGCUCUAGUUUUUAAAUAUUUCAGAUUAGAUUAGAUAAUUUCAAAUUCCAAAUUCUUUGAAAAUAUUUCGAAAUUGGCUUCAUUUUUCAAACGCUGAAUUUCAAGACUUUUUUUUUCGUAAAAUUGGUCUAUAUUAUUUUUUGUUAUAAAAAAUUGGCCCAAUAAAAUUCCAGUCUAAAAUAAUCACCUCAAAUCCUAAAUACAUUUUUUCUUCCAGGCCGCGCCGCCAAAGAACACAUGGUAAAAUCGAAAUUGCCAAACUCGGUUCUCGGAAAAAUCUGGAAGUUGGCCGAUAUCGACAAAGAUGGACAAUUGGAUGGCGAUGAAUUUGCAUUGGCCAAUUAUUUGAUCAACUUGAAAUUGGAAGGUUUGUGUUCAAAAAAAGUUGUAUUAUAAUUUAUGGGUAAUACGGCGAAUUCCUUUUCCAAAAUUCCAGAAAAAUAAUCAAUAAUUUUUGAAACGUAUUUUUUACUAGAUUUUUCUCACACAUAAUUCUUGUAUUACUGUUGAAGAAGCGCCCAAUAGAUUAUCAAAUUUUGUUUGAAACGUAUUUUUUUACAAGAUUCUUCUUUUAACGAUUUUCCAAAAUUCCAGAAAAAUAAUCAAUAAUAUUUGAAAUGUAUUUUUUACAAAAUUCUUCUUUUAACUAAAUUCUCAACCUUGAUUCCCAUUAGUAAAAUUUCCAAAAUUUCUUAUGAAUUCAUAGCCGAGAAAUCCAAAUUCCCAAAUUUCAGGUCACGAAUUGCCAUUGGAAUUGCCAAAACAUUUGAUUCCGCCAUCAAAAAGAGCCACACAAGAUGCCGUGUAUCCAACACUUUCAUCUUCCGAAAACCAAAAUAACUAUGCCGAAUGCGAUGAUUGA
Messenger RNA from Caenorhabditis angaria, 6645 nucleotides. NCBI's taxonomy places the organism in Eukaryota, Metazoa, Nematoda, Chromadorea, Rhabditida, Rhabditidae. The record is from the annotation of a GenBank genome assembly.